Messenger RNA from Bacillus rossius redtenbacheri, 7422 nucleotides. It is a transcript of the gene Coprox, whose product is annotated as oxygen-dependent coproporphyrinogen-III oxidase. Bases 363 to 1544 code for a protein of 393 amino acids. Gene Ontology annotation, molecular function: coproporphyrinogen oxidase activity. Gene Ontology annotation, cellular component: cytoplasm. NCBI's taxonomy places the organism in Eukaryota, Metazoa, Arthropoda, Insecta, Phasmatodea, Bacillidae. The transcript is spliced from 8 exons. The record is from RefSeq and is a predicted model, not a curated record.
CUGCAGCAGCAAGGGCUGACGGUAGCGCUAGGGAGUCGGCGCGCAGGUUAUGCGCCCUGCGCUGCGACUGUUUCUGUUCGAUCGUGUUUUGUUGACGUGGACGUGUGUUUACGUGUAGCGGUGACACAACAUACCACGUGCUUGGUCCGGAAGUUAUUUUUACUUUUUAACAUUUAAACUUGACCUUUUCGCACGGACUAUUACUGUAUCACACGGAAUUCUUCAAAUUUCGUAGGUUUUACCAGCAACUCUCUCAAACCAACUACAGUUCUGAUCAGUUCGAGUGCUUGGUCUGUAUACUCUCUACAAACUGCGUUGUGCUUUCUUCAUUCUUGUUAUAUUUGACUUUUUUGUAACUCAGUAUGUUGGAGAAUAUGUUUGGAAGAGGAGUACGUUUUUUUAAAACGUUAUCCGUUUUCCGACAUCCGGUGAAAACCAAGAAAACGAAAUUAAGGUAUGUUGGAGCAUUUGCAGUUGGCUGCAGCGUAGCCACGUAUGUGGCUUCCACGCACAAAGCAGAGAUGGCUAAGAAGAAGGUGAUGAAAGUGGACACAUCACACUUCAUGGCUGAGCCUUUGACCAGCAUCGCCAAGCUGUCUGAGAACCCGGAUGAUAUGAAAACUAAAAUAGAACUUUUGAUUAUGAAGAUACAGGCUGACUUCUGCCGAGCGCUGGAGGCAGAGGAGGACGUGGACGUGAGGUUCCGUGUGGACCGCUGGGAGCGUGCCGAGGGGGGCGGUGGCGUCACGUGUGUGCUGCAGGAGGGCCGGGUGUUUGAGAAGGCCGGCGUGAACGUCUCGGUGGUGACUGGGAAGCUACCGCCCGCCGCUGCACAGCAGAUGAGAGCCAGGGGCAAGUCGCUGCAGGAGGGGGAGCUGCCGUUCUUCGCGGCGGGGGUGAGCUCCGUGAUCCACCCUCGCAACCCCCUGGUGCCCACCAUCCACUUCAACUACCGCUACUUCGAGGUGCGGGAGCCCGACGGCUCCGUGCAGAGUUGGUUCGGAGGGGGCACGGACCUGACACCGUACUACCUGAGCGAAGAGGACUCGGUGCACUUCCACCGUGCCCUGAAGGAGGCGUGCGACCGGCACGACCCCAGCUUCUACCCGCGCUUCAAGAAGUGGUGUGACGACUACUUCUUCAUCAAGCACCGAGGCGAGAGACGAGGCGUCGGAGGCAUCUUCUUCGACGACCUGGAAGAACCUUCCAAGGAGCAGGUGUUCCAGUUCGUGAAGUCCUGUGCAGAGGCUGUUAUACCUUCAUAUGUGCCUUUAGUGCAGAGGCACAAGGACGACGCGUACGGCCUGCGCGAGCGCGAGUGGCAGCUGCUGCGGCGAGGCAGGUACGUCGAGUUCAACCUCAUCUACGACCGCGGCACCAAGUUCGGCCUGUACACGCCGGGCGCCCGCUUCGAGAGCAUCCUCAUGUCGCUGCCCCUCACCGCGCGCUGGGAGUACAUGCACAUCCCCAGCCCUGGCUCCAAGGAGGCCCAGUUGGUCGACGUGCUGAAGAGCCCCCGGGAAUGGUUGGUCGAUGAGAAGUGAGCCGCGGCUCUUGCAAUAUCGGUCGAGCGACUUAUGAUCAUGUUCCUUGAAUUUGCAUUUCCCCCUUCUGUUUGAAUUUUGAAUAUUUUAUGAGUUUUUAAAUAAGAGGUGUGCAAAUCCUCAAAUUGAGUUGGUUCGGUGUUGGUGUUACAUGAGUUCAGUGUUGCCAGUAAGAAUCAGGACGUCAUUUAUGUGGGGACCAUUAGACAGUUCUUGGACUGUGGUGCUAUCUAAAAAGCACAGACUCUUUGCGACAGUGAUUCCAGAUGUCUUCCGUGUCUCAGAAGCAGUUUGCAUAGUAUUUUCCUGCAUGCUUUGGAGUACAGUCUUUUAAUUCAUUUGAAUAUUGGGUGCUGGUUUUCAAUUUCAGUUAGAGUGACAUGCAACUAUCAGAAAGCAAUAACACUGACUUUGAGUGCUGUGUUGGUGGCUGCAUUGCUUUGAUGGAGGAGAGUUCUAUGUAUUUUAAGCAUAUAUUUUCCCUCAGAACCUCAGACCUCCAUAGUUGAAGUGGUCUGUUGUCAUCACUGAAAUGUUUGGACAGCCUACACGAACUUGAACCUUUUGGCUCAAAAUACAUUUUAGAAUGGUUUAUAAAGUAUUGAUUUUUUACUGCAAAAAAUAUAUUUAAUAAGCCUAAUAUAUUUUGUUUAGACAAUCUGUUACUGUCAGAGCACCAUUAUACAGUCAAACCUUAUUAUUACAAAUCUGAGGGUGAAGGGACCGUAAUUUUAGCAAUUUGUAAUAACAAGGUUUGUAUUAAUCAAAUUGUUGGGAAAUCAUCAUGACAAAAAAAAAUAUUGAUUUAACUUCUAAUGCUUAUAAUUACUACCUUAAAAACAACAAGGUUGGUAGUAUGCAUAACAUGCCAACCACUGCUGAACGUAAAGUCAGAAAUCCCUAACUUCAGUGCUAAGUAAUAUGCCUUUUUCUGCAUCAUAGGUCCAAAAAUGGGCAAGUUUGGUGCACACAUUUCUCGAUACCAAUGCAACAAGGUAGCUUGUUUUGGACCUCAUGUUCUUUUUCUAGUUGAUAAUCCGCAAGAACUCGUAAAAGCUGAUUAAAUUUUUUGCAAUAUUUUAAUAUUUUUGACAAGGAUGAUAGCGAGAUGUUAAUUUCUCUAGAAAUUUCAGUUUUUUUUUUUCUUUCUCCAAUGUCAACUUCUUUGAUCAUUUUAAGUUUAACUUGCAGUGUAAGAUCAUUAAGUUUACGUUUUCCAGUUAUUUUAAAAUACAGUACCUACUCAUAAUUCAGGUUAUGGCAUGCGUGCAAACAAAAGAAAAUACCUGAAAUUAAUACCAUAGAUUAUCUAAACUUCUUGGUAUAUCCACUUCCGACAACUUAUAUAAAUAAAGUAUAGAGUACCUUCCUUUUAGUGUUCAGUUUCCAAAAUGGCAUCAUUUCUAGUUAAGUUAACAUCACCAUUAAUGUUACACUUUUCAUCUUGGUUUUUCAACAAUUUUGCGCUGUCGAAUACAUACAUACAUCUUUGGAGAAACUUUUUAUUUUAUUUUAAGAUGAUUAAAAUGUGAUUUUUUUUUAUAACCUGGGCAGUGGGAUUCGUAUUAACCGUUUACUUAUGCUAGUAAACAACAACUUUAGGGACCAAAACAAUUUUUUAUUUCAUAUUAAAAGUAUUUUGUAUUAAAAGUACUGAAUAACAUAGAUAAGCAUACUGUAUUUUCUGGACCGUGAAAGUACUUCACAUAAACCGGAUAUUCGUACUAAGAGGAUUCGUAUUAAUGAGGUUUAUCUGUAUUUUGAUCAAAGUAAAACUUCCAGAUACUAUCCUAAGUAUUUACAGUAUUAACAGAUUAGCUGUAAUACCUGUCAUGACAACACCAGUUUUAAAAAUUUGUUUGUGGAUUAAAUUUUCAGCAAUUUGGGGGAUUCAUUUAAAGACACAUGUGUAAUUUUUGUGGGAUUCCAAAUAUUUUAGUAAACAAAAGCAAAGAAAUUAGAAGUUCAAGCACACUUGAAACAAUGCCAUUCAAAAUAUUGGAUAUUUGCACACCCCUGUUAGGAUGUGUACGGGUAGAUAAUGUGAUUGAGUGUUUUAUUUUUUUAGUUGUUAGAUUAGAGGUGGUCUUAAAAGUACAUAUACCUGACGUAAUGUAACUUUUGACAGCUUCAUCCUUAGUUCAGUUUGAAUGCUCAGUUUGUGGACUAGACAGUUGAGGCAGUGUAGUCACUUGUCUAUGGUAGAGGAGACCGGUAGUAAUAAAUUAGGCUUCUGCGAGCAGACGAUUUUCACUUCGAGUCGAGCUCGAGCGAGUUUGCUAAAAUACUCGCGAGUAUCGAGUCGAGUUCGAGUUUUUUUUUAAAGUUUAUUGCACAUAAAUUUACUGUGAUGGAGUAAUAAAAUGUGAGAACUUUUGAGAAAAAUAUGGAAAUAAAAAAAGAAACCAUUAUCAUUGUUAGCCUACUAAAUAGAUAGACCUACAUUAGAGGUCUGCAAGCCUAAGAAUUUUACUUUGAGCCAAGCUCGAGCGAGCUUACUUGAAAGUUCUCGAAGCUUGAGCUUUUGUGAUACAGUUACACUUUUGGGAAAUUAUUUUUACCUUAAACUUAGUAGGUAUAAUGUUUGAAUAAAGUAUUAAAAUGAAGUGGGCUUAUUAAUUUUGGGUAACUAUUUACAGAGUGCUUUUAUAAUUUGCACUGCUAGGAAAAAAAACAUGUUUUCCAUUGAAUCUAACCUGUUUCCAUUGGUUCAUUAGCAACUGAUAUCAUCCAACUAACAUAACCACAGUUUACAAGUACGUAUAUGUUUGUGUAAAUGUAACAUAUCUUUGGAAUAAUUUCAUCCUUGUCAAUUUUUCUGGAGUCCUUACUGAGCUUCAACUAACUGAGCACCAAAAAUCAUGUUGUUUGAAAAGUACAUUCACAUUGUUUCAACAUUUCCACUUUUCAGCACAAAAAUUCUGAGAGAUAUUGUCAUAGAGUAUUAAAUUCUGUUCUUCAAUCUAUCAUGCAGAAAAAUAAUUUGUUCUGCACGUUCAGGAGUUAAAUUAGCUCUACAAUUGGAGAUGGUGUUUACAGCAGAUGAGAAGCAUUUCUCGCUGGCAACCUGUGUGGCUGGAAUACUUUAGUAAAAUUGUUGGUAAAUAUGUAGAGUCGCGGUAUAUGCGGAAAAAAAAUGCUAAAAUUCCGAAAAUACUUUUAUUCUAUGCUCUUUCACUUCCUCUUUUCAAAUCAACCGGCGGAGAUAAGAAAUUCCAAAUACUUUAGGAAUAUCGAAUUUUUUAAUUUUCAUCACAAUACCUGGGUAUUCAUGCGGCGAUCACCAUUGUUUCUGGUUUACGAGUAUCUAUUAUGUUUCUUAUUGGACAAUUUUGUCACGUGACAGUUCCGUGAUUGGCCAGUAUUCAAAUGAACCAAUACGUGAUUAUUUAUUUAUUUAUUAAUGUUCCGUCGGAGGUAUCGCGACGUAGGUGAACGACUACAUCAUUUCCUUCUAAUGGCAAAGGAAAUGUACCCGCCUCCAACUUAGGUGGGUUUUUAACGUUUCUAAUUUUAAAGUCUUAUUUUUUAUUUGGAUAUUGUUGCGCAAGUAAUAAGUAACAAAAAUAUUUUACGUGAGUUGUUAAUGUUCAUCAUUUGUCCGGGUUUGUUAGGUCAGGUCAGUUACAUUAUAAAUACUUUAAAACUAAAGAACCAUUGAAAUUAAUUCACAUUAUUUUUUAUGUCCGCUUAGUUUGAAAGUAUUAAUAAUGUAACUGACCUGACCUAAUCGACCAUUUUAUUUAUUAAGCAUUCACGAACAUACGGCAAAAUAACAAAAAUGGCGUCGGUCUAAUGGUUGUACAGGUGUUGUAUUGCAAAAUUAAAAAAUUCUAUAUCUCCUAAAGUAUUUGGAAUUUCUUAUCUCCGCCGGUUGAUUUGAAAAGAGGAAGUGAAAGAGCAUAGAUUUUUAGCAUUUUUUUUCGCAUAUACCGUUACUCUACAUAUUUACCAAAUUGUUUAACCUCAAAAUUAGUGUCAAAUAUCUGUAACUUGUCAUUAAGUUUAAUCAAUUUAAAGUAAUAAAAAUAGAAGCAUUUUACUUAAUUCAAUUUACACUUGCAAAAAAAACUUACGCACAAUAAACCUACAUGGAAAUUAAAGUCUUUUUCAAUGUCCUGUAGUCUGAAAUAUGUUUACUCAUGUCAUCAAAUGUAGAGCUGUACUGAAGAAGCCGAUUUUGCCAAUAUUUAGUUGAAUCGGCAUUUCUGCCAACUUCCAAUACUCUUGUUAAUUUUCGGCCGAUAUUACUGAAAAACGAAAGAGAGACUGCCAUAACCUAAAAAUCCACGAGUACCCUUUUCACUUUUCGUAGUAGUACUGCAUUCUUUCAGAUCACAUUAUUUCUUAGCAACAUGUGCCAACCGUACAUAUCAAGAUUUAACAUACUUUUUUUUUCAAUAAUGUUCUUUAAUUUUAAUAUGUCCUAAAUAAAUACAUUACCAUCACGGUAAAUACACUUCUCGGUUAUUACGGCAACUAUAGUGCAAAUGUGGUAACUAUCAUGCUUCUGCAGUAGUUAUGGUAUCUACAAAGAAUCUUUAGUUCUUUUUAUGGUAAUUAUCUUAAGAUAACUAUUGGAAUUGUACUGCAGUUAUGGUACAUCAUCCAUAUUUCUUCGUAAGUUGUUGUUCAUUUGUCUUUUCUUCAUAUUUAUAUUUACGUGCGCCAUUACUGGCAGGAACUUUCAUAAAAUUUUUAAACGGGAAUUUAUAUCACACAUUUAAUGGCGUAAAUGAUGAGACCCCGGACAAUUUAAACGCUUUUUACAGUAAAAUGCGGGAAAUGUUUCUGCAUAAAGCGGGAAAUACUUCCGCAUAAAGCAGGAAAGUGAUACAUUAAUGCUAUGCGGAAAAUUAUAGAAGUAAAAAAAAUUAAUCACGGAAAUUCGUAAAUCCCGGGUACGUAAAAAUGAUGUGUUCAUGUAUACGGUCGAUCAUGUUACAUUAUAAAGUAAAGGAUAAUAGUGUUGUAAGACUUUUAUUCCGAUAUAAUGAGAGGUUUUUUUUCUAUAGGUAGAGUGCAAGAAAAGCUCGCUCGAAUUUCGAGUUGUUGAAAACCACGAGCUCGAGUUCGAGUAUUACUAAAAAACUCGACUCGAAACUCGAAUUUCGAGUACUCGCAGGUGUCUAUAAUAAAUAGUAGCACAGAGUCCACUUUCAAGUCAAUUCAUGUUACUGCAAUGUUUUCUGCACUUGGGUCUUAUGUCCAGAAGUUUUGUUUGUGGAUGAAUUACAUGAUGAAUUGCUAACACGUAAGUAUAAAUAUACAUGUACCUGUUAGUUUUCCUGAUGGUGCUAGGUACUAAUGUAUUGCAUUUAAUAAUUGUUAUUUACACGCUGUAGUUUUUCAUAAUUUGUUUAGUGUUUACUUGUUUUGGAAUGUUUUUCGUAUGGUUGCUUUCUUAAGAUUUAUUGUUUUACCAUUUUACACUGUUAGUUUAUUACAAAAUAAUACUAACUUCAGUGGUUCAAAAUAAAAAUUUACUUUAUCAGCUGCGUUUUGGCGAACUUUCAAGCAAUUAGUAUAAUCAAACCUUUGUACUGAUUUGCAAAAGUUAUGAAAUAUCAGGCAAGUCAAAGUAUUGAGUGAACCGAAGAUUCACUAAACAUGUACAUUUUACAAUUGAAAAACUAUCAAAAGCAUUCAACUUUUAGUGUUAAAACUUGUCAUGUAUAUUUGUGUGUAUAUAUAAUUUUUUUUUUAAUCCUACACUAACAGUCUUAGCUAAGCAAUGCAUACAUUUUAGGGAACGGAUACAACCUACUCUGUUAAAUUAAUCACAGUAUAAAUAUGUUAAAAUUUUAAAGAAAGUAGUUAGUGAUAAAAUAAAGGAUGUAUUGUUAAGUUUUUGAAAUAUAUAUAUGGUUUUGAAUUA